AUGCUCCGCGCUCGCCCGCCAGCGGGCCUCCUCUCCCAACGCCUCUCAGUCCUUCGGCCGAUGCCCCCGCAAGCAUCUUUUAGAUCUUUUCAGCCAAAACCAAUCCCAGUCCAGUCUCUCGUCGUCCAACAGGCGAAGCCCCGUUUCUUUCACUCGCAACACCGUCCGACGUUCCGAAAUGCCCAGAGGGGCCUCGUUCUUCGAAGUCUCCACAUCCCAUCUUUCCCCCCCGAUUCCUUCGUCGCCAAGUACCCCUACUUUUCGAUCCUCGUCCGACUGAUCCUGUCCUCCGUUCUUGGACUGGUCGUCCUUACCGGUGUGAUUCUUUGUCACGAUGCUUUCACCUAUUCUGAGCGACACGUCGAUCGAGUACCUUGCAACCCUCUUGCCCUCACGCCUCGACGUGGAGGCAAGAAGAACUUGCCUAUCAUCGAAGCGAACUUGGACAGCGAAGAGGACGACACGAAGCGAGCAAUGAGGGACAAGCCUAGAUUGGUCAUUGUCGGUGGUGGCUGGGGCGCCGUGGCCCUCAUCCAAUCACUCCCUGCUCACGCCUACAACGUCACCCUCAUCUCUCCUCAAACCUACUUUUCUUUCACUCCUCUUCUGCCUUCUGCUUGUGUCGGCACUGUCGAGCCCCGAUCCUUGGUGGAGCCUCUUCGAAAGCUCAUCGCCCGAGUCCGAGGUCACUACUUGAUGGGGUCGGCUGUCGAUCUCGACAUGGCUGAAAGGCUCGUGGAGGUUGAGGUCCGUGGCGAUGAGGGAAAACCUCCCAGUCGAUGUUACAUUCCUUACGACAGGUUGGUCAUUGCUAUCGGUUCUACCACAAACCACCACGGUGUCAAGGGUCUCGAGCACUGCUACCAGCUCAAGACUGUUCCUGACGCCCAGGCUAUUCGACGAAAGGUCAUGGGCAAUCUCGAGCUCGCCUCUUUGCCUACUACUACCCAGGCUGAGCGAAAGAAGCUCUUGUCCUUUGUCGUCUGUGGCGGUGGUCCCACCGGUGUUGAGUUUGCUGCCGAGCUUGCCGAUAUGAUGGCUGAGGAUGUCUUGAAAUACUACCCUAAGAUCCUGUCCAACGAAGUCAACGUCACCGUAAUCCAGAGCCGAGACCACAUUCUCAACACCUACUCUGAGAAGAUCUCCCAGUACGCCGAGUCUCGAUUUGCCCGUAACGAUGUUACUGUCAUCACCAAUGCCCGUGUUCAGGAGGUCACUCCAGACCAGGUCACAAUCACUGUCAAGGAUCCCAAGAACAAGGAAGCCAAGCCUGAAACAAGAGAUAUCGAAGCCGGUUUCGUGCUCUGGAGUACCGGUAUCGCGAUGCAGCCUUUCACUCAACGUCUAGUCGAAGUCCUCCCAAACCAGUAUCACUCCAAGGCCGUCGAGGUCGACGGUUAUCUCCGAGUCCAAGGCGCGCCCAUGGGAACCGUCUACGCCCUUGGAGACUCGGCCACCGUCCAGACCAAUUUGAUGAAUGACUUGUACCACCUUUGGGACAAGUUUGAUAUCAACAAGGAUGGUAGCAUCGACUAUGAUGAGUGGCAGCAAAUGGUCAAGUACAUCAAAAAGAAGCACCCCUUGGCUCACAGGUCUCUUUCCAAGAUGCGAGAUGUCUUUACCGAGUACGACCGAGACAAGGAUGAGAAACUCACCUUGAACGAAAUUGCCGAGCUUUUCGCCCACUUGAGUAAAAAGGUCACCAGUUACCCUGCUACCGCCCAAGUCGCAAGUCAGCAAGGCAAGUACCUCGGUGCUAAAUUCGGCAAGCUCGCAAAGCAGCGUGAAACCCUCGCCAAGAACGGUAUCAUGGACCUCGACGACGAAGCUUACUACAAGCCCUUCGAGUACAUGCACCUCGGGUCGUUGGCGUAUAUUGGAAACUCGGCGGUGUUUGACUACGAGGGAUGGUCUGUGGCUGGUGGAUUGUUGGCGAUGUACGCCUGGCGAUCUAUCUACUGGUCGGAACAGACAUCGAUGAGGACGAGGUUGUUGUUGAUGCUUGACUGGGUGAAGCGAGGUAUCUUUGGUCGAGAUCUGUCCAAGUUCUAA
Cryptococcus wingfieldii CBS 7118 is the source of this 2052-nucleotide messenger RNA. Its product is annotated as NADH dehydrogenase. NCBI's taxonomy places the organism in Eukaryota, Fungi, Basidiomycota, Tremellomycetes, Tremellales, Cryptococcaceae. Gene Ontology annotation, molecular function: NADH dehydrogenase activity; calcium ion binding. The record is from RefSeq and is a predicted model, not a curated record. The transcript has 12 exons. The coding region runs from base 1 to 2052 and encodes 683 amino acids.